AUCUAAAAACACUUGCUAUCAACAUGCCUACUCCGACACCUGCCAUUACUCUCUUUUGCAUUGGCGUCCCGGGAGAAACAGCUCGGGACUGCCAAAGCGCGUAGCCGCCUACAGUCGCGAAUGUACCUGUGCCCACAAUUCUGCAGCUGAUACAGUCUCCAGGUUUCGCUUUGGGAUCUUCCAUACGAACGUUGAUUGAGAGUGCAAGAUUUCGGCUAAUGUUAUUAGAGACGCGUCAAGUAUUGCCGAGUGGCACCAGUCAGCCGAUGUGGCAAACUCCAGAACAAUAACCUACAAUAAUAUGGAAACUAUAAAGCAAGAUUCCGACCCCUUGACGACGCGUAACACCAUACCAGCUCUCUAUGGCUGCAGCUUCUACCAGCCUCAAGCGCACUCGCAGCGCCAGUCGAUCCAGAUUCAGCGAGCCCUCGUUCAAACGAGCUCGGAACGAGGGAGCAACGCCAGGUCCUGCAAAGUUUGACGAUUCAUAUGUUAUCGACUCAGGGUUCUCGAACUUGAAGGGAGACAUAUAUCUCAAAGUUGGAAACACCUUGUUUCCCGCGUCACUCGAAAAACUCCAAAACGUUGAAGGGCUCUUUGCGGAUUUAUUUUCUAUUCAGCAGCCUGAACACGCCGAUCGCAUUCACGGUUUGCCCUAUUGCGACAUGUUCAACUGUUCAGAGUCAGAGCUUCGCGUAUUAAUGAAGCUCAUCCAUGGAUCGAAGUAUGUCUUUCAGCGAAAGGCUGCAUCUGGCGUAACCGAAUUCAAUAUAGAGGACAUUCUUGAUGCUCUACUCGUUUCAUCGAGACUUGACCUUCCAGGAAUUCGAACACAAGCCAAAGAGGCCAUACACGACUUCUUUCGGACGAUGUGGAGUCAUAUCAUUUAUUGUGAACCCCCACCCGAAUACCCUGUCGUCGCCCUCACGGGUUAUACCAUGGGCAAAGAUAAUGCUCUCCGCGUACUGUGCUUCCGCAUGAUCAAAGUCUUCCGAGAAUGCGAAUUGGGAUACUGCAUGCCGAUGGCGUAUUAUUUCGCUGCGCAGCAAACUCAUAAUGAUAUCUUGGACGGUAUCAAGCUUCCGGAUGGCUCUUUGUUAGAGCUUGAUCAUGAUGACAAGAAGAAGGUGUUGAAGGGUAGAGAGAUGUUGCGAAGUCUACGACGCAACGUUACGUUCAUGUGGCUCAUCGAACAUGCUGGUUAUCCAAAGGAUUACGUUCUGCUCCAUGGAUGCACCUCGAGGGAGUUCCCAAAGCGAAAGGGCUGCUAUGACUUCAUCUUCGACCUCUAUAACUUGUUCUUUUCUCCUAGUUCAAGGUUGUUGGAGGACAGAUGCGAUGCUCUAGAGUCGAUUUCUUUCGAAGCCGUAGAAACCAUGAAGAGUCAUCUUUGUCCCGAAUGUCAGGUCUAUUUUACAGAUCGAAUCAUGUAUUGUCUCUUGGCUAGUUGGGGCCAAAUACCCAGAAUCUUCACCGGACACACUUGGGACAAGUUGCGGGAAAAGCAGAUACAAAUCGAAGCCAACUGGCGUGAAAGACUGUCGUAAAGAUAGCUGGGGGUUUCUUACUUGGAGCAGUGCCGUUCUCCGACAUAGGAGUCACUUAUUUAUGUUCCUUCGUACCUACUCAUCUGUUCUACUCUAGUAUCUGCCCGUGAACGCGCUGGAACGUGUUUGUACUAGAGCGGGGUAGUUUUUCCCCGAAAUUCAGUUUUGUCAC
Molecule: messenger RNA, 1719 nt
Organism: Lentinula edodes (shiitake mushroom)
Lineage: Eukaryota; Fungi; Basidiomycota; Agaricomycetes; Agaricales; Omphalotaceae
Exons: 4
Coding region: 363-1547 (394 amino acids)
Source: RefSeq, a predicted model, not a curated record